Messenger RNA from Closterium sp. Naga37s-1, 621 nucleotides. The record is from the annotation of a GenBank genome assembly. NCBI's taxonomy places the organism in Eukaryota, Viridiplantae, Streptophyta, Zygnematophyceae, Desmidiales, Closteriaceae.
AUGGCGUUCAGGCCGUCGCUUCUGGCCGUUGUGCUGCUUGCGCUAGCGGCGUGUGCGUGCGACGCGCAGUACCUCGGCCGCCGUGUCGGUAAAGUGGCGUCAGCGAUGCGAGCCGCGCAGGUCACGGGCAGCAGGGGCGACUAUAACUCCUCGGGCACCGUCGCCCUGGCCCUUUUCAACCCGCUGCCAUCAGCAGUGCUGCCAUCCUCACUGCUCCUACCAAUCCGUCGCUCACUUGUCACGCCGUCAUGCAGGUACGGUGAGACCUACAACAUCCGCUACUCGGUGCACGUCUGGCAGCUCGACCGCCCCGAAAUUCCCAAGAAAGCCACCGUGCAUUAUGGCACGCGCUUCACCACCGGCCCUGUGCAGAUCGACUUCCCCACCGACAAAUGGGUCAACAUGACCAGCAACUACCAGCGCCCCAACCGCCCCAAGAUGUACACCUACGUGACUGCGGGCAUGUGGCACGACGUUGCUAAAAUCAAGGCUGCCAAUGGGAAGUCGCUCGAGGUAACAAUGAAGGCGAUUAUCGCAGCGCCGCGGCAGUACUAUGCGCUGGUGACGGCGCCCUCCCACCCGGACGGUGCCAUUCGCGGCCAGUUUCAUCGUUCCCGCUAG